UUGCUGGUCCACCAUGUUCUUUUGCUUCCCCUGAACUACUUUACUUCUUCUUCUUCGUCUUCGUGUGCCCUUGUUGUUGUAUCACUACUGUCCAGGUUAGGGUUCAAGCCUCUCAGCCAGAGAGCUAGUUUCCUGCACGUCUUGAGGUUGCGAGCUUCGUGGACGCAACUCUGGCUGGUGGAGACCAGAAAUCUGGAAGGAGGUGGAGACUGGAGCGGGUUUUGGCGAUCUGAUAUAAUUUUUUUUGGAAGAGAAUAAAAUUUUCAUGUGACGCGCUCGUCUUCAUUGCCCGUUGGUGCGUGUGUGCGUGUGCGGUGUCCAAGCGUUUUGCGUUCCAGGUUUCUUGAUUUACGAGGUCGCGGGAUUGGGAGGUGGAUUGAGUGCGUACGGCUAGUGUUAGAGGACGCAAGUAGUUGUUAGUAGGAGAGCAAGAUGGCGAAUAGGAACCGCAUGCCAGUUCUCAAUGCACGGUCUGGUCAUCCUAACGGUGUUAGCCGUCCUGGUCCUUACGGUCCAGUUAGACCACAAAUGGGUGGGCCUCCCCCAGUUAUGCCUGGGCCGCCUAUGCCGGGCAUGUUAGAGCAGAAGAUGCAAAGCCAGCACGAUGAAAUACAAAGCCUUCUGACAGCAAACCAACGGCUUGCAGCAACACAUGUGGCUCUUCGGCAGGAAUUGGCAGCAGCUCAGCAAGAAAUGCAACGUCUUAAUUCUGUUAUUGCAGGUAUAUCCUCAGAAAAGGAAGCUCAGGUUAGGUCUCUUCUUGAUAAAGCUGCGAAACUUGAAUCAGACUUGCGAUCGACAGAUCCAAUCAAGCAGGAGCUUCUUCAAGCUCGCGCAGAUUGUCAAAAGUUGCACCUUCAUUCUCAAGAUUUAAAUCAACAAGUUCGGAAUACAUCUCAAGAGUUGCAGCGAGCCCGAGGGGAGUUGCAACAGGUUCCGGCACUGCGAGCGGAGGUGGAUAAUCUUCGCGCCGAGUUGCAACGAGCCAGAACUGCGUUUGAAUAUGAGAAGAAAGCAAAUGCCGAGCAGUUGGAGCAAAGACAAGCUAUGGAAAAGAACCUUGUGGACAUGGCAAGAGAUUUAGAGAAGCUUCGAGCAGAAGUCACUAAUGCUGAGAAGAUGGGACGUUUUCAUUCUGGUGGUCAAUUCAAUGGGGCGUAUCCUGGUUCGGAGGCUUCGUACGGUUUAAUGCAACCACAGGUUUAUGGAGAUAGUUAUGGGAUGCAUCCUCAGGAAGCUGGUCCGGCAUCAAAUGGCCAUCUUUCUGCCAAUUCAAGCGACAAUGAUUAUGGAAAAUCCCUCGUGGAGGCUGCUAAAGCUAAUUCAGGACAAAAUGCGAACAACGGUUACCAUGCUCAAGUACAUGAUGGUCAUAACUACAAGGCAGCCUCCGACUCAAAAGCUGAAGAAUGGGCUACUUAUGAAGCACCGAAUGGUAAACCGUUUUAUCACAACUUGAUCACAGGUGCAACACAGUGGGAGAAACCGGCAGCUCUUGAGGGCCAUAAUUAUGCUCAGGCCCACGUACAACUUGGGACUAAUCAAGCUGCUGCAAAUCAGCCUCCCAAUCCUGUGCUCAAUGGGCAAGUCCAGCAAAGUCCUCUUAUGACUCAUGUUCCACAGCAUCCUGCUGCUGGUGUAAUUCAAAACUCUCAGCAACAGAACAUGGUACAUUCUGGCCAGGCGCCUCAAAUGGCGCUUGGGCAGCAUCCAGGAGGCUACAUGACUCACAUGGGAGCUCCUUUGCCACAACCUGGCAUGUAUGGCCAGCCUCCAGGACCGUACAUGUCAUAUGCAGGUACCUAUAUGUACGGGGGGUCUCACGUCCAACAACCCGGUUCUUACAUUCAACCAUCUGGAUUGGCUCCACUACCAGUCGGUCAACCACAACAUCCUUUGGCCCCUUCAGCCGGUCAAAUGCAGACCCCACAGAAUCCCUAUUCACCCCCUCUAUUACCGGGGCAAGGGCAAUCCACUGGAGGUACAGCACCUGCUCCCAUGCCCCACCUCGUCCAUGGUCAUCUUAGUUACCCAGCACCUGGAGCGGUUCCACACCCUGGUCCCCCGCAAACCCCAGGAACUCAAUUGUCUCCUCUUAUGCCGGUACCCUUGGGACAACCGCCACUGCUGCAAUCUCCCCAGGCUCAGCCCAACCAGCCUGGGUCCCGACCUGUAGGCUUCACUCCUUCCAACGUCCAGCAGCAGCAGCAACAAAACCAGCAGAGCUCACAGCCUUCACCAAGGCAAGCUCAAAAUCAGUCUCGAGCAUCGUCUCAGCCAUCUCCUUCAUCAUCAACUCCAUCUCAGACACAAGUUCAGGCGACGAUUCCACCUGCAGGACACACUCCUCACGUGUCUGCGCCCCCUGUUAUUCAUCCACGACCACCAGUUUCGGAAACUGCUACACCUGUUAAAUCAACUCCAGCACCACCACCUCCUACUGCAACAAGUGGUCCUCAAGGAGCCAAUCUCUUUGUCUUUGGUAUUCCUGAGGAUAUGGGUGACAAGAAGUUGGCAGAUUUGUUCACUCCUUAUGGUACAGUUAUUUACUCGAAGGUUGGGGUGGAGAAGGAUACAGGUCGAAAUAAAACUUAUGGUUUUGUGUCUAUGGAUUCAUCACAAUCUGCUGAAGCAGCCAUACAGCAAGUGAAUGGCAUGCUUAUCUCUGGCAAACGCAUUAAAGUGGAGUUGAAGAGGGGAGAUACCGAAGGUCAAACACACCAACAUCAGCAGAACCAGCAACUUCCGCAUCCACAACACUCUCAUCAACAUCAACCUCCUUCUGGACCUGGUCCUACUAGAUGGAACCAGAAUCAUAAUGCGAGCUCUGGCUAUCGGCCCUAUUGAGCUAACUUCCUGAAGCAUCUACACGGUUGGUGCAUUCUUGGUUGUAUUGUAAAUUUGUUGCAUGAUAUAUUCUCUUUAGCAGAGUUCUUUUUCCGUAAGAUCCGGUCAUGGAUUUUCCUGCAUGGAUUAGCGUUUAUACGUGCUACAACUUCCAUUCACUCAGGAUUUGUGAUUUCUUGUUCGUUUAAUAUAUUUGAAGGCUUGUGCCAGGAUUGCCUAGUUUAUUAAUAGCCUUAACCACCUUUCAGUUAGAGUUUGAAGGAUUUUUGGAAAGUAACGUAGGUGUAGGUUUCAAGUACAUGUUACUCCACUCUUAAAGCUUUUCUCCUGGUUUUAACGUAGUUGCACUUUUAUCUGUAUAGUGCUCUCAAGAAUGGAACAGCAUUCUGACGAACUACUGUCUUAGUUGCAAUAAUUUUAUUAGUUAUUAUGUUCGCCUCUUGCCCGAUUAGGUUCUCCCUAACAAUACAACUACUUCACUACCUUUUUUUUUUUUUUUUUUUUUUUUAAUUGAAUUGAAUUGAAUUGAAUUUUUAGCCUUUCUUGUUUUUCCGUUUUUCCGUUAUUUAUUUAUUAUUUAUGAAGGGGGGGAGGACUGUGUGUAGUCGAAAAUAUGACAGUUUUUCGCUUUAUUUUUCGCUUUACACAUCCUUUCGGUUCUCUUUUGCUUUUCAAUUAGCUCUUUUUCUGUUACCAAGUGCAUGGCCACCUCUAUUCUAUAUCUCGUUAUUUUCGUUUUCCUUUUUAAGUUCUAGUACGUAAAAAGAUACCUGUGUAUUUCAAGGUCGCUGGACCGCAUUAACGAGCUAGACCACUGGAAUCAGCUAUUGAUGGAUAAAUAAAGAAUUUGGAUUGACAUUCUGAAUAUUGGUGAGAUUUAUUUUCCAGUACAGCACCUGCUUCUGUACGUCGGGUUAUUAUCAUUACAUUUUACUUUCAAGUUUCAACGCUGUCUUCGCUCCUUGUCUGUUUAACGAGUUGGGUGUGUACAUGAAGUACAGUUUCAUUUGUAUGCUAAGGUGAGCCUAAUUAGAGAGUGCACUUAAAAAACGCUGUUACUUUUAAAGUGGAAGAUGCUUCCAUAUACGCUUCGUGUUAAUGGAUCAUGAGAUUAUCAUUGUUGUAGCUGCUUUUGGAUCAUUUCUUUCCUGUUCUUAAAUUGUAAAUGUUUGCAUGUGCGUAUAUGGAAUAGGGAAGAGAAGCUUGCCGUUUAGAGGUGUGAAGUUCAAAUAAUUCCUAAAUCGAAAUUAACUUUCGUGUUUCUAGUGCUUGUGUUGUUUUCUUUGUUUGUGUAGGUAUAAUUAUGUGCUUCUUAGUAAGAUUUAAUAUUUGUAGGAGUACUUGUGUAGUUUUCAGUAUGGUAACUACAACAUCUUAAUGCAUCGAAGUACCACACUACGCUCCAUUUUGAAUAUAUUAUUGUGAAGGACUAAAAAUCAGCGUCCGAGUUUGUAGAUUCAUGUAGUACCUUUGUAAGUUACUGCUCGCAGCUUUAAUGGGUUGUCAUGUUCUCUUAUGCUACGCAAGCAUAUUCUUUGUAAGACUGACAAUGGAUAUCCAGCGGGGUUGGAUGGUUUGGGCCAAACAGACGUACAGCAGGGGAAGCUGUUCGGUAAAACAAGGAAUAGGUCCUUUUUGGUAGGAACAUCUUCUCCUAUCCAUCUGAGUAGAAUUUUCGAAGGUUGUCCUUUCAACACUAAUAAUUACCACCUCAAUCCUGUUCGCAGUGUUAUCUUUUCCCCUCCCUCUCUCCUUCCCCGUCCCCCUCUCCCUCUCUCUCUCCCUCUCUCUCUCCCUCUCCAUGACUGGAUUACCUCAUGUAUUAGUAAGACCUGGGCAAUUGAAUAAUAGAGGAACUUCACGUACUGCUUAAAUGGCUGGAGGAUGUCAUCACAGAAUGAGGAAGCUAACUUUUAUGCGUAAGCUUGAAAUUUAUUUGUGUUGUAGUGAAUAUUAUGCGCCAUUACCUCAUGCUAGCAUUCAACUUUUUAGGCAUUAAGGAUAUUGGUAACGGCACCGUCUUCGAACCUGUAAGGUUCGGUUCUUUAUUCAAAUUAUUCAUGUUAUUUCAAGUUUGCUGUUGAUGAGAGUCCUGUUUACUCCACGCUAUUACUAUAUUCAGUGAGGUGUAGCAUCAAUGAGGAGCUUUUAAUUGCUCGAGGUUCCAUAUAUUUCUGAUUAGUUUUCUCGUUUUCAUUUUAAUGCUAUCUGCGUGAGUGCUUCAUUGGUUAAAGUACUUAUCACGCCUGACAUUUUUUGGUGUCGUUUCAGAUAAGCAUUUGAUUAUGGAAUGAUGUGCUUUUUAUGAAUAACUGAAUUAGAAAGAUUUGGUUUCCAGUUCCCAGACAUCAAACGUCUGAAAACUGCUCAGAGCGUGUGGAAACACUGUUUCAACUUGCAUCAACUGAAUGUGGUACAUCAGAUUAGACUUAGUUAAUAGUUAGUUAUUUGCACUUCAACUGAGUGGCCCUGGAUUUGAGAUAUGUUACUGUACAGCUGUGGUAAUGAUUAGACACAGUGAAGACAUUUCACGCUGGUAUUUCACAUAACAGUACCUUUUCCAUUUUUUUCUGUACCUAAAACUCAAUCUGAAUUCGUGGUGCUUUUUCUGCUUGGAUUGAUGAUUCGUGGAAUCUACUAACAGUGUGUAUAAGACACCGUUUAAUUACUAGAUUACUUAUACUCAUGCCCUUGUAUUCAUACUACAGAUGUGCCUUGAGAAGGUGGAGGCGUGCAAGAAAGUUAAUUGUUGUCCUCUUGGCGAUCUCAUGAUGCUGCCUCUUUUGUCAUUCUUUUCAAGGAAGUGCUUCUGUGGAAAACAAUGCAUUGAGACAAGUUGCUGAUCGUGAGCACCCAGUUUCAGGUAUUAUGCCUUUCAAUUACUUUCAACUUACUUCCUGUUAUGGUAUGUUGAUAUUGUUUUUGGUUCCUUUGUGGUUCUUGAUUUGUUUCCUUACAUGUGCUGUUUAUGUUACAUGUGUGUUAUCCUUAAUUUAAUCACCAGAUUAUUACAUUAUUUGCUACCUUCGUGUUGUGAGCACCUGGUAUGGUCACUUGGGCAAUUAGUAAUAUUGAGAGAUGUUAGGAGUUGUACAGCAGUAUUAUUACGAUCUCAAUUAUUGUUGGCUCUAUUUGAUCCUGUAAAUGCACAUCAUGACUUCUGGGGAAAAAUUAUUGAAAAAUAUUCAAAUUCACUUGAAUUUACAGUGGCUUUUAUCA
This is a messenger RNA of Physcomitrium patens, 6066 nucleotides long. Lineage: Eukaryota; Viridiplantae; Streptophyta; Bryopsida; Funariales; Funariaceae. The record is from RefSeq and is a predicted model, not a curated record.